GGAUGUUGGAGACUUGCACGGAAACCAUCUUUAACUUGGCAGCUACAUAGGCGAAAGUAGAAUGAAAAGUACGCACAUCAGAUGAAUGAGAGAGAGACGGAGAGAAAGAGAGGGAGGACGAGAGUCGAGAGAGAGAGAGAGAGAGGGCGUAUAACGUAUUAGACAAUCACACACACGCGAUGAUGCGGUCAAAACAGAACGUGAGCAGGUGAGUGAAGCAAAGUAUUAGCACUCCAGUAUUUCAUUUCAAUAUCUUAUUUCAUUAAUUUGAGAGAAUAAAAAUAAAUUUCUUUGUUCUCUGCUUCUUCUUCGCUUUCUAUCAUCCUAAAAACACUCCCCACUUAUCCAUCUCUCCCACCCCAUCUCUCUCUCUUUCUCUCUCAAUUCAACCUCUCCCUCCACUCUGUAUAUAUAUAUCAUUACUUUAUACACAGAGAAUAAGUACACAACAAGUAUCCACUCAUCAUUUUAUCUAAUCCUAAUAAUCAUCAUCAUCCCACAGAUCCAAUCUCAUUUCUAUCUAUCUAUCCAUCAAUUACGCAAUGUCUUCUACUCUCCGUAGAUUCAACAGAAUCAGAGCAUUAGCAUCAAAAGCUUCAUCAUCGUCGUUAUAUUCUCGCACGCAGAAUCGUGGCUUCGUGAAUUGUUUGCACGUCGGUUCUUGUAUUCGGCGCAGAGAGUCUCUCAUCGGAGUUCAGGAGCGUUAUAAGUGGGGCCACGGCGGCGGUAGUAACUCCGAUGAUUAUUAUCACACUCGUAAAAUUAGGGCUGAAGCUAAUUGUCCUCGCUGUUCCAAGCAGCUUGAUCUCUUGUUUUCGAAUCGGUCGCAUUUGAUUCCUCCUUCGGCUUCGGAUGCUAAUAAUCCUCCUUCGGCUUCGGAUGCUAAUAAUACGAAUAGUAAUUGUAAUAGCAAUGGUAAAAAUGUUGAUGUUAGUAGUAGUGGUGCGGUUCCUUCACCGGGAGGGAAGGGUGGAGGGCGAUAUGAGGCUGUGAAUGUGUGCCCUAAUUGUAAGACGGCUUAUUAUUUUCGACCAUAUAAGAUGGCUCCGUUACAAGGGAGUUUUGUGGAGAUUGGUAGGGCAAAUAGUAGUAAUUAUGAUAAUGGUAAUAAUAAGAGUGGUAAGGAUUUUAAUAAGAGAAUGACUAGUAAUGAAGAUUACGGGAAUAGGAUCAAGGCUUCGUUUUGGCAGACGUUGAGGGGUGGUGAGCCUCCCGAGAAUUGGCCUCCGCCUGGUCCAAUGCCGCCUAAUGGAAAUGGCAAUGGGAGUGGGUUGGCAGUCCAUACGCCACCGGGUCCUCCUUUUGCACCUGGUGUCAAUGUAGUCCGUGCUGCUGGAGGAGGAGGUGGUGGCGGUGGUAAUGGGGAAAAGAAUGGUUGGGGUGGGUCUAAUCUGGGGAAGAAGUUACCGACUCCCAAGGAGAUAUGUAAAGGACUUGAUAAGUUUGUUAUUGGGCAAGAUGGUGCCAAAAAGGUGCUAUCAGUUGCUGUGUAUAAUCACUAUAAGAGAAUUUAUCAUGCUUCCCUUAAGAAAGGAUCAGGAGCAGAAUCAGGUGUAGCAGAGGCAAGAGAUAAUGACGAUAAUGUAGAAUUAGAAAAGAGCAAUGUACUUCUGAUGGGCCCAACUGGGUCUGGGAAGACAUUACUCGCAAAGACCUUAGCCCGCUUUGUGAAUGUACCCUUUGUCAUUGCAGAUGCAACUACUUUGACACAGGCUGGUUAUGUUGGUGAAGAUGUUGAAUCUAUAUUGUAUAAACUACUCACGGUAGCCGAGUUCAAUGUACAAGCUGCUCAACAAGGGAUGGUCUACAUUGAUGAAGUUGAUAAGAUAACAAAAAAGGCUGAGAGUUUAAACAUAAGCAGAGAUGUUUCAGGCGAGGGUGUUCAGCAGGCUCUGCUGAAAAUGUUGGAAGGAACUAUUAUAAAUGUUCCUGAAAAAGGAGCACGGAAGCAUCCUCGAGGCGACAAUAUUCAGAUAGACACAAAAGAUAUCCUUUUCAUUUGUGGGGGUGCAUUCAUUGACUUAGAGAAAACUAUUUCCGAGAGACGGCAGGAUUCAUCUAUUGGUUUUGGAGCUCCUGUUCGUGCCAACAUGAGAGCAAGUAUGAUAGCUAAUGCUGCUGUCACGUCAUCCUUACUGGAAACUGUUGAAAGUAGUGAUCUUAUUGCUUAUGGCCUCAUACCAGAAUUUAUUGGACGCUUCCCAAUUUUGGUUAGUUUGUCAGCCCUAACUGAAGACCAGCUUGUUCAGGUACUUACCGAACCAAAGAACGCUCUUGGUAAGCAGUACAAAAAGCUACUCAGCAUGAACAAUGUAAAGCUACAUUAUACAGAGAAGGCACUAGGACUGAUUGCAAAAAAAGCAAUGGCAAAGAAUACAGGUGCUAGGGGUCUAAGAGCCCUACUUGAGAGCAUUUUAACUGAUGCUAUGUAUGAGAUUCCAGAUGUCAAGACUGGUAAUGAUAGAGUAGAUGCUGUUGUCAUUGAUGAGGAGUCCGUGGGUUCUGUGAGUUCAGUUGGUCAGGGAGGUAAAUUACUUCGUGGAGAUGGGGCACUUGAGAAAUACCUUGCAGAGACCAAUUUACCACAAACGCAGGAAAAUGAUGGUACAACAGACGGAGAUCAACAGGAGAGUGAGUCAGAGGUGUCAUCCAGAGCCAUGAACAUGUAACAAGUAACACUCUAGCAGAGCUUUUACUAACAACUCAGGUCUUCCUUGUUCGAGUUAUUUUGUAGAAAUGACAUUCAUAAUCUGCUGUAAUUAUUCCCUUGUAUAACAGCAUAGAUUCUAGUACAGGUACAAAAGAAUAGGAAAAGAAAGAGGUAAAUAUACAAGUAGAAUGUACCUAAUAAUUUUAGGUAGUCCAUGUACGAGAUGUCCUCCGCAGAUUGCGAACAAAAGACACAAUUACUUGCACAAAUGGAAUACAUAAUUUGUGUUGUAUAACAAGAAUUUCUUUACCA
Daucus carota subsp. sativus is the source of this 2962-nucleotide messenger RNA. RefSeq names its product CLP protease regulatory subunit CLPX3, mitochondrial. Gene Ontology annotation, molecular function: ATP-dependent protein folding chaperone; ATP hydrolysis activity; ATP binding. Gene Ontology annotation, biological process: protein folding. NCBI's taxonomy places the organism in Eukaryota, Viridiplantae, Streptophyta, Magnoliopsida, Apiales, Apiaceae. The record is from RefSeq and is a predicted model, not a curated record. The transcript is spliced from 15 exons. The coding region runs from base 543 to 2669 and encodes 708 amino acids. Gene Ontology annotation, cellular component: mitochondrial matrix.